AUGAACGAUUCGCUGCGGUCGGAUUUGUUCGUGCGCUACACGCCGGAGACGAUUGCCUGCGCAUGCAUCUACCUCGCCGCUCGCAUGAUGAGACUGCCCCUACCCCGCAACCCACCUUGGUUCCAUAUCUUUCAUGCUAAGGAGUCUGACAUCCAGGACAUUUCCCUUAACAUACUCAGUUUGUACAAAAUGACGAAGCCUGACGUUGAUCGACUGGAGAGGAUCGUGGAGGACCUUCGGAAGGCCCAUCAGGAAGCAAAAUUCAAGGAGAGGAGUGGCCUCACUCCACUGGGAGCUGGAGGAUUCAGUCCCCAUUCACGGCCUGCGUCGCCAGUGAGGCCAAGUUCGGCAGUUCCUACCAUGCCAAAGAAGGUGCCUGAGGGAGGUCUCCCUCCCCCUUCAGACCCUGAACCUCAAGUCAAUGGCGAUUCUUCUAACAGAGAGAAAGAGAAGGGGAAGGAGGACAACAAUCACGUAAAGCGAGGGACCAAAAGGAGUGAGACUCCCUCGCGAAGUCGGUCCCAUAGCCGUAGUGGAUCGCCCAGGAAGGCCAAGAGACGCAGGAAGCAUUCGCACUCGAGCAGUGGAUCUAGGGAAGCUUCGGAAGAUGACGAAAGAAGGAAGAGGAGACGCGAAGCGUCUAAUUCUCGGCAGUCCGGCAAAAGGCAUGCCCGUAGAAGGAGCCGGAGCCGCAGUCUCAGCUCCCUUUCCCUUUCGCCUCCUUUGUCGAGGCAUAGAAAAUCUCACAAGGACAAAGGAGAGAAGGCGAAAUACAAGAAGAGCAAAAGCAAGACCCGCAAGCAUUCCCACUCGCGUUCUCCUAGUUACGACGGACGACACGGAUCCUUGUCGAAGCAUCACCGUCAUCACCAUCAUAAUAGCAUCGACGAUCAUCACAGCCGCCCCAAGGAACGGCAUCGCAAGUGACCUCAGACAUGCCAGCCUAGGACCUAGGAUUUCAAUGGUGUUUUCCAGAAUUGUGAAUUGUGUUUCGUAAUGUGUCAGACCGGACCGACAUGAUGCCACACGUGACUUCUGUGAUGAAUUUUUUCCUGUCGGUCUUUUUUUUUUCGUUUGUCUUUGGUUGUUCGAUGGAUCGAGUCUCAAGAAUGAAAGCAAUGUCAGCAGGAAUUAUUUCUGGUAUGAA
Messenger RNA from Darwinula stevensoni, 1147 nucleotides. NCBI's taxonomy places the organism in Eukaryota, Metazoa, Arthropoda, Ostracoda, Podocopida, Darwinulidae. The record is from the annotation of a GenBank genome assembly.